Molecule: messenger RNA, 1179 nt
Organism: Capsaspora owczarzaki ATCC 30864
Lineage: Eukaryota; Filasterea; Ministeriida; Capsasporidae
Exons: 9
Coding region: 1-1179 (392 amino acids)
Biological process (GO): activation of GTPase activity; nucleocytoplasmic transport
Cellular component (GO): nucleus; cytosol; perinuclear region of cytoplasm
Molecular function (GO): small GTPase binding; GTPase activator activity
Source: RefSeq, a predicted model, not a curated record
AUGGCCGUGGCUGAAGUGCAGGACUAUAUUCAAAGCUCUGGCAAAAUGCUGCAAGAGGCGAACCAGCCAGCGCACCUGUCGUCUGAGAACAUGACUCGCAGACAGCGUGAGUUGUUUCUCGACCAACAGAUUGGCGAUGCUGAAGCUCAGGCGAUUUCUGAGGCACUCAAAGUGAACACGACGUUGACUCAGUUCGGUAUGGGCACGAAUCAGAUUGGCGAUGCUGGAGCGACUGCAAUUGCUGAAGCACUCAAAGUGAAUGGGAAGCUGUAUUGGGUCGAGCUGGAGGAUAACCAAAUUGGCGAUGCGGGAGCCCAGGCGAUUGCCGAGGCACUCAGAGUGAACACGACGCUGAAAUAUCUCAUACUGUACGCGAACCGGAUUGGCGAUGCGGGAGCCCAGGCGAUUGCUGAAGCACUCAAAGUGAACAAGACGCUGACUAGCCUCAGGCUGAGUAAGAAUCAGAUUGGCGAUGCUGGAGCCCAGGCGAUUGCCGAGGCACUCAAAGUGAACACGAAUCUGAAUUGCAACUGCAUCGGUAAAGCUGGUGCUCAAGCGCUCAACAAGGCACAAAGCUGUCGAUAUAAACUCGAGUUCGAGCUUGAAACCCAGACGACCUUAGUGGCAUUGUGCGCGCUUCCGCGACCGACCACUGCCGAGGACGCUCAGAGCGUGUUUCACCUCCUCAUGAGCGGAUUUCAGUACCACUCUGAAGCUGGCACCAACAUGCAAACGUCGCCGCACUUGCCGAGGUUGCCAGCCGAGGUUGCUGAGCUCAUCAUGGACGCGGCUUGUUACUGGCCAGGGGUGCAUGUUGUCGAACAAUCCUGUCAUGACCCAGAUGAGAAGCCGCGGCCUGUGACAGUCACUGUGCCCAAAAGCACCGGUGGAAAUGGCAGUCCGUUUCGUGUGCAAGUCGUCCAACUGCUUCGUGACAGGAGGGAGCAUACCUACUUUCCAAGAGCCAUUGACUGGAUUAUUCGAGAUGAGCACGGUGCUGUUCGAUACAAGGGUGCUGCGACACCGGUUGCCUUCGAUUCGACGAUCGAGUUUGUGACGAUGCGGGCAGCCGACCAUGCACACAUCCGACAAAUGCGCGAGGGCUGGCAAUUUGAAGUUCAGCCUGGCAAGGCGGCCUGCUAUGUGCGUUUGGAAUCGCUUUUCCUGGGGUACAUUUAG